AUGAAGAUCACUGGAGCUAUCAUCAUCCUGCUAUCCUGGUUGAGUCUGGGAAAGGGAGAAACUUUAGUUACCUAUCUGGAACCCAAUUGCGGAACAGUUGUACUGAUGCCUACUUUACAUGUAAUAUCACAAGGAGAUGAGACGGCUGAUAUUCUACAGCAUCCGUGGAUGGCAUCUCUAAGAAGCAAAAACGUGUGUCCUCAACACACAACCGUUAGGUCAUAUUGCACGCUUGAGGCAAUUUGUGGAGGCUCGCUUAUCACUGCCCAAUUUGUACUCACUGCUGCGCAUUGCCAUUUUAACGAACAUACAACUGCUUUGCUGGGAUCCACCGAUAACUACAGUCCGAGCGAAAGUGCCAUCGAGAUUCAAGUGGUACAAAGAAUACCUCAUCCAAAUUAUAAUGCAAUAUAUCUUAGGAAUGAUAUUGCCCUGUUUCGACUAGCCAAGACGGUGCAGUACACUGACUACAUCAGACCCAUUUGCCUGACGACUAACAGAAAUCCCUUGCAAUUUACCACAAAUCUGGCAGCCACGGGCUGGGGCAUAACGCAAACUGGAACUACGAGCAAUGUGCUGAAGACAACAACCUUGAAGAAACUACAUUUCGAUUCUUGUUCCUCCAUAUACAAUAUUCGAAUUGUUGAUGGCUCCCAAUUUUGUGCUGGAAACGCUGACUCCAAUACGGGCCAGGGGGAUUCGGGAGGCCCAAUCACGGCCAUGUAUGCCAUCAACGGCACGAACCGCGUUAUUCAACUGGGAAUGGUCAGUUACGGAGAAUAUCCUGAUCCUUCGGUCUAUACGAAUGUUUGGCAUUAUGUAACCUGGAUCGCACGAGUCGUUGGACGCAACAUUCAACAAACACCACGUCGAACUCAAAGGCCAUCUUAUGCAUACAGGCCUCGAUAUAAUAAUAGAUACGUGGUGUAUGGUUAAUUUUCUAAGAGACAAGAUUAAAAUAAACGCAUUAUGUUUGCAGC
Molecule: messenger RNA, 980 nt
Organism: Drosophila kikkawai
Lineage: Eukaryota; Metazoa; Arthropoda; Insecta; Diptera; Drosophilidae
Product: chymotrypsin-like protease CTRL-1
Biological process (GO): proteolysis
Molecular function (GO): serine-type endopeptidase activity
Source: RefSeq, a predicted model, not a curated record